AGAGGAUAUCAGCUGAGGACAUGGAUACAAAAAGGUCCCUUUUCUUCUGUCUGUACCUUCUGGCUGCUCAAAGUAUCUCAGUAGAAACAUCGCCAAACCUGCUGAACUUGAUGAAGUACCUUGAGCAGCCCAUAGGCCGGUCCUUGUUUUCCAGAGUGAGUCCCAGGCACAUCCAUCACCUAGAGCAGAUGCUGUUCAAUGCUAGCUUCUGUGGACACAACUUGACGCUACAGACAAACUCCAUCCAGUCUCUGAUCUUCAAGCUGGACUGUGACUUCUCUGGCCUCUCCCUGUCCAGUGCCACCCUAGCAAAUGUCCCCCAGGCCUGGGCUCCACAUGCCAUGCAGUUUCCUGCUGAGCUGACCAAGGGUGCCUGUGUGACCUCCAGGCCUGCCGAGCUCCGACUCAUCUGCAUCUAUUUCUUCAGGGCACACCUCUUCCAGGACGACAAUAACUCAUCCCUGCUCAAUAACUAUGUCCUGGGGGCCCAGCUGGAUCACAGGCCAGUGAACAACCUGCAGAAGCCCAUCAACGUCAGCUUCUGGCACAACCAAAGCCUGGAAGGGUACACAGUGACCUGUGUUUUCUGGAAGGAGGGGGCCAGCGAGCACAGCUGGGGGGCCUGGAGCCCUGAGGGCUGUCACACAGAGCAGCCCUCACCGUCCCAGGUGCUCUGCCGCUGCAACCACCUCACCUACUUCGCAGUUCUCAUGCAGCUGUCUGGAGACCCAGUGCCCGCCGAGCUACAGGUGCCUCUUGAGUACAUCUCCCUGGUGGGCUGCAGCAUCUCCAUCGUGGCCUCACUGCUCACCAUGCUACUGUAUGCCCACUCCAGGAAGCAAAGCAAUUCCAUCACACGCAUCCACAUGAACCUGCAUGGCUCUGUUCUGCUCCUGAAUGUGUCCUUCCUUCUGAGCUCCCAGAUGGCUCUGCCCACAGUGCCCAAGUCAGUGUGCAUGGUGCUGGCUGCCACCCUACACUAUGCACUGCUCAGCUGCCUUACCUGGAUGGCCAUCGAAGGCUGCAACCUCUACCUUCUCCUGGGCCGUGUCUACAAUGUCUACAUCCAUCGAUACUUGCUCAAGCUGUGCGUGCUGGGCUGGGGGUUUCCAGCCCUCUUGGUGCUUCUUCUUCUGGUGAUCAAAAGCUCAGUGUACGGGCCCUGUGUGAUCUCUUUCUCCAGUAGCCAGGACAACGGCACAGGCUUCCAGAACGUGUCCAUGUGCUGGGUGCGCAGUCGCAUUGUACACAGUGUCCUGGUCAUGGGCUAUGGUGGCCUCACAUCUCUGUUCAACCUGGUGGUGCUGGCCUGGGCUCUGUGGAUCCUGUGCAGGCUGCAGACACAGGAGAAGGCACUGAGGCCCUGGGCCUACCGGGACACCAUCAUGGUGCUGGGUCUCACUGUGCUCCUGGGCACCACCUGGACCCUGGCCUUCUUCUCCUUCAGUGUCUUCCUGCUGCCUCAGCUCUUCCUCUUCACCAUCUUCAACUCGCUUUAUGGUUUCUUCCUCUUCCUGUGGUUCUGCUCGCACAGGUGUUACUUGGAUGCUGAAGCCAAGGCAGAGAUGGAGGCAGUCAGCUCUUCCCAGAUGACACAUUAACCCACUUCCCAGCCUCAGCCUCUCCUACUGUCUGGCAGCACACAGUUGGCCCAUCCACGGAAGGUGGUUGGCAGCCUAUGACCUUGACCCAUCCAGGGAAGGUGGUGGGCUGCUUGCAGACUUUGCUCUACCCUCCAGGAUCUCUUUCAUUUCUCAGAAUUACCUAGGGCAGAAGGCAGGGUAUUGCUCCUCAUGCCUGGGUGCAACUUUAUUGGCCAGGCUAUGGACAGAGCCCUGGACUUUGAGCCAGGAGGCUAUGCACCCUGCUCAGCACUUACAGAUGCUCACAGUGUUGUGGCCUAUGCCUGGGGCCACUUUUCCUUUUGCCAGUCCCAAAUGAUAUUGACUUCAACUUUCUUUCUUUCAUUCUUUCUUUCUUUCUUUUUUUCUUAUUUAAUAAAGUUUUAUUUUUCCAAAUGUA
Molecule: messenger RNA, 2022 nt
Organism: Phodopus roborovskii (desert hamster)
Lineage: Eukaryota; Metazoa; Chordata; Mammalia; Rodentia; Cricetidae
Gene: Adgrg5
Product: adhesion G protein-coupled receptor G5
Exons: 11
Coding region: 21-1601 (526 amino acids)
Biological process (GO): adenylate cyclase-activating G protein-coupled receptor signaling pathway; cell surface receptor signaling pathway
Cellular component (GO): membrane
Molecular function (GO): G protein-coupled receptor activity
Source: RefSeq, a predicted model, not a curated record